AAACGGUCAGUUGCUAAAGGAAAAAAACAGCCGCUUCCGUGUUGUUCUUGUGUUAUUCUGGCAAAUAACUAUCGUUAGUGGAGUCAAAGCUCGUCUGGCAGCAUCUUUACAGUGUGUUUAUCAUGGUUUUAUAAAGCUGACAGACACUUUCAGCUUUUGUUUCUCUCGAAAUGUCGCUGCUUCAAAGCUCAAAGAAAAAAGACAAGCGUAUUUUGUCUGGUACCUGCCCAGACCCGAAAUGUCAGGCGAGGCUCUUCUUCCCCGCUUUCGGCUCCAUUAGCAUCGAGUGCACAGAGUGUGGUCAACGCCACGAGCAGAAGAACCUGUUAAAUGUCGAAGAGGUGACUGAUCCAGAUGUGGUGCUUCAUAAUCUACUCAGAAAUGCCCUACUAGGUGUUACCGGGGCCCCGAAGAAAGGGACGGAGCUGGUGAAGGUAAUGGGGCUUUCUAAUUAUCACUGCAAGCUCCUGUCCCCGGUCCUCACCAGGUACGGCAUGGACAAACAAACCGGCAAAGCCAAGCUGCUGAGGGAAAUGAACCAAGGAGAGAUGUUUGACUGCUCGCUGCUGGGAGAUAGAGCCUUUCUAAUCGAGCCGGACCAUGUGUCCACCAUGGGUUAUGGUAAGGACAGGUCUGGGAGCCUCAUAUACCUCCAUGACACCCUGGAAGAGGUCAAGAAGGCCAAUGGCAGCAGGGAGUGUCUCAUCCCGGUCCAUGUGGAUGGAGAUGGGCAUUGCCUGGUCCAUGCUGUGUCUAGAGCGCUCGUGGGCAGAGAACUGUUCUGGCACGCCCUUAGAGAAAACCUCAAACAGAACUUCAAGCAGAACCUGGACCGCUACAAACGGCUUUUUCAGGAUUUUAUUGAUGCUGCAGAGUGGGAAGACAUCAUCAAUGAGUGUGACCCCCUGUUCAUCCCCCCUGAAGGUGUCCCGCUUGGACUUCGGAACAUCCACAUAUUUGGCUUAGCCAAUGUCCUCCACCGACCCAUAAUCCUGCUGGACUCUCUGAGUGGGAUGAGGAGCUCCGGGGACUACUCUGCCACCUUCCUGCCUGGGCUGGUGGCAGAGGAGCAGUGCAGGGGUAAAGACGGGAAGCUCAACAAGCCCAUCUGUAUCGCCUGGAGCAGCUCCAGCAGGAACCACUACAUUCCUCUUGUGGGAAUCAAGAACACAGUGCUGCCCAAGCUGCCGGCCCACCUACUGCCCAAAGCCUGGGGCAUCCCCCAGGAGCUCAUCAAGAAGUACAUCAAACUGGAGUUGGAUGGGAGCUGUGUAAUUGGUGGCGAGCGCAGCUUGCAGGAUAAAUACCUGAUGAGGCUGGUCAACGCCAUGGAGGAGGUGUUCAUGGAGAAGCAUAGCAUCCACCCCUCGCUGGUGGCAGAUGUUCACCAGUACGUCUACCGGCGGACCGGGGUGAUCGGUGUCCAGCCUGAGGAGGUGACAGAAGCAGCAAAGAAGUCAGUAAUGGACAACCGGUUGCACCGCUGCCUGAUCUGUGGCGCCCUGUCUGAACUACAUGUCCCAGCCGAGUGGCUGGUUCCUGGGGGGAAGCUCUACAACUUGGCCAAAUCCACGCAUGGCCAACUGCGGCCGGACAAGAACUACAGCUUCCCUCUCAACAACGUGGUCUGUUCUUAUGACCCAAAGAGAGACUUCCUGGUCCCGGACUACAAGCUGAGCUCCCUCAGCACCUGCAACUGGUGCCACGGCACGUCGGUGCGCCACAUCCGCGGUGACGGCUCAGUGGUUUACCUGGACGGGGACAGGACCAACACCCGCUCGCAGGGCGGGAAGUGCGGCUGCGGCUUCAAGCAUUACUGGGAGGGGAAGGAGUAUGACAACCUGCCCGAAGCCUUCCCCAUCACCCUGGAGUGGGGCGGUCGAGUGGUGCGAGAGACGGUGUACUGGUUCCAGUAUGAGACUGACCCGGUGCUGAACAGCAACGUUUACGACGUGGCCAUGAAGCUGGUCACCAAACACUUCCCGGGUGAGUUUGGCAGCGAGAUCCUGGUGCAGAAAGUGGUCAACACUAUCCUGCACCACACCGCCAAGAAGAACCCUGACGAAUACAACCCAGUGUCCAUCGACGGUGCUCAUGUCCAGCGUCUCACCGACGCCACAGAGAGCCAGCCGGCAGCAGACCCACAGCCGCCCACAAAGAUCAUCCUGACUGGUCAGAAGGCGAAGACGCUUCACAAAGAGGAGCUGACGAUGAGCCGGACAGAGCGCAGCCUCCAGCAGAGCAUCAGCGAGCAGGCCUUCGUCACCCAGAAGAGAAGGACGGACAAGCUAAAGCAGGAGCAGAAAAGUCCAGGCCGGGCGUCCUCCCCCAGCGGGCUUCCAGAGACCUCCUCCUACUCAGCUCCAGCCACGCCCACCAAAUCCUCCUCUCCAUCCUCGUCCAUUAAAGAGAAGAAGAUCCGUGUGACGACCAGCGACGGCAGGCAGGCCAUGCUGACCCUGCAAGCCCACACCAGCUUCUCCGAGCUGCAACGAAGCAUCACCAACCAGUUUGGUGUGCCGCCCGCGCAGCAGUGCAUCCGCUACGGCUUCCCGCCUAAAGAACUGGUCCCACCGAAAGACGGCGAGGAGAACGAGCCCGUGGCGCUGCAGCACGGGGACAGGGUGACGGUGGAGAUCCUGAGGGGCCCCGAGGACAAGAGCCCCGCCAUCUCCAUAACCAGGGCGUCCAGCUCGCACUCGGUGAAGAGCGACGAUGCUAUGACAUCUGGCAGGACAAGUAGCCGGGAGCUCCAGGAGAGCAUAGACCUGGAGAUGUCCUCCCUCUGUCUCCUAGCAACAUUGAUGGGUGAGGAUGUGUGGUCGUACGCUAAGAAGCUGCCACACUUAUUCCAGCAGGGAGGCGUCUUCUACAACAUCGUCAAGAAAGACAUGGGUCUGAUGGACGGGAAGCACUGCACGCUGCCCCACCUGACUGGGAAAACUUUUGUUUACAACGCGGCGGAGGAGCGUCUGGAGCUCUGCGUGGAUGCUGCAGGUCACUUUCCCAUCGGCCCUGACGUGGAGGAGCUGGUGAAGGAGGCGCUGGUGCAGCUGCGCUCAGAGGCGGCUUCAAGGGGCAGCAGAGAGGGGAGCCCCUCCCACGGCGUGCUGCGGCUAGGCAGUGGCGGCGUCGUCCGGAAGAAGGAACAGCUGCAGAGCGUCACCGCCUUCCAGGGAAAAGGCCACUCUCUGGGCAGCGCCGGAGGCUCCUCCCCUCCAGAACACCGGCCUAUCACACGGCAGCACAGCAGCGGUGUGGACCUGAGCGCCAGUGUUUCCAGGGGACCCCCUGACCUGUCGGACAUCCCCGAGGACGCCACCAGGGAACUGGUCCGCAUGGCUCCGGGCUUUGUCACCAUGAAGGACGGCCGCGGCCUGGACCCCAGCGUGAUGGAGCAGCAGCGGAGGAAGCUGCAGGAGAUGGUCUCCUCCAUCCAGGCCUCCAUGGAGCGCCACCUGAGGGAGCAGCAGAGCUCAGCCGCCGCAGUGGGUGGGGCCAGGCAGGAGCAGACGGGCAGGACCAGGGCGUCCGUGGCUGAUCAGGAUCCUCCAGCUGCAGCAGGCGCAACGGCGUCUGGCAAACCCGAGGAGAAGUUGGAGGAACCGGAGGAGAUGGAGAGCCAGGACGCUGGGCAGAACGCCACCGAACCCAUGGAUCAUUCCUGAUCCCUCCUGAGCUCCGCCCCUCCCCCACCCCGCCUGACCAGCGUCUGUAGGUCACACGGCCUCAGGUCGGAUCCCAAAGCUUUGGUCUUCAUCGUGUCGCGUCGUCUUUACUGCAUGACUACAGAGCGAGCUGCCCGUCCUCCCGCGGCGGCGUCCAGCUGGGCGGUGAGACACGCUGUCAGCGAUACAUCAUCCUCACCAACGUCACAGCUCUGUCGCACUACUACAGCUGUGUGUGUGUGUGUGUUUACACCGUGCACACCUUGAUCUCAGCUGCAGAAAAUAAAAACAGCAAAUGUC
Messenger RNA from Melanotaenia boesemani (Boeseman's rainbowfish), 3968 nucleotides. RefSeq names its product valosin containing protein (p97)/p47 complex interacting protein 1 (gene vcpip1). NCBI's taxonomy places the organism in Eukaryota, Metazoa, Chordata, Actinopteri, Atheriniformes, Melanotaeniidae. Gene Ontology annotation, molecular function: cysteine-type deubiquitinase activity. The record is from RefSeq and is a predicted model, not a curated record. The transcript has 3 exons. Bases 171 to 3668 code for a protein of 1165 amino acids. Gene Ontology annotation, biological process: protein K11-linked deubiquitination; protein ubiquitination; endoplasmic reticulum membrane fusion.